Messenger RNA from Lolium rigidum, 708 nucleotides. RefSeq lists its product as uncharacterized. The record is from RefSeq and is a predicted model, not a curated record. NCBI's taxonomy places the organism in Eukaryota, Viridiplantae, Streptophyta, Magnoliopsida, Poales, Poaceae. The transcript has a single exon. Bases 1 to 708 code for a protein of 235 amino acids. Gene Ontology annotation, biological process: shoot system development; root development.
AUGGCUAGCCAUCUAAGAUCAGUUAGCUUGCCCUCUAGGCCUCACCGCGAAGUUGAAGAGGAGCUGUGCAGCCUAGAGGCAUGCAUCUCUUCACCCUCCUUGGCCAUCGAGACAAUCUCUGAUUGUUUGUCGAGGCUUGGAGACAUGUACUGCUCUAUCGAGGAAAUAAUGUGCCUGCCCAGCAACCAAGUUUGCUCCUCCCAGCAAAGAAAGAUGUUGGAUGGAGAAAUGGAAUGCUCCCUUGAGCUCUUGGAUCUCUGCAAUGCAAUGCACGCAGAGUUUGCCGAGUUGAAGAACAUCAUCCAAGACCUGGAAGUGGCUAUCCGAAAAGGAGACGAUGCAGGCGUUCAAGUCGGGAUUCAGUCUUACUCUCGUUUAUUGAAGAAGGCGAAGAAGCAUUUUAAGAAGACCGCGAAGAAGGUUAUUUCUUACAAGGAAGAUUGCAGGAUGGUCACAUUGUUGAGCGAGGCUAGAGAGAUCACCGUCUCUCUGCUCGAGUCAACACUUCAUCUCUUGUCCAAGCAAAUCAUAACGCCAAAACAGUCUCUCAUCUCCAAGGCAUUCCAGAAGAAAAAUUCAGUUUUGUGCAAGGAGGAGCAGAUGCAGAUGCUAGGUUGCAGCAUCGGAGAUCUUGAGGCUGGGGUAGGACUUCUGUUCCGGAGAUUGGUCCAGAACAGAGUUACCCUCCUGAACAUUCUUAGCGUAUAG